Molecule: messenger RNA, 1869 nt
Organism: Ostreobium quekettii
Lineage: Eukaryota; Viridiplantae; Chlorophyta; Ulvophyceae; Bryopsidales; Ostreobiaceae
Source: the annotation of a GenBank genome assembly
AUGGCGGCGCCCGCGGUGGCGGGCGCCCCGCGCCCGCCGGCGGCGGAUGAGUCCCGCGACGCGCGCUGGCACAGCCUGGGCCUCCUGGAUGACCACAUCAAGUCGCUCAAGCGGCAGAUCGAGGUGCUGGCGUCGGAGCUGCGGGCGGCGGUGGCGGAGAGGGACGCCCUGCUGAGCGAGCUGGGCGUCCUGCAGUGGCCAGGGCUGGAGCGCGACGCGCGCUUCCUGCUCAGGCUGCCGGGAUCCGGGCGCAAGGGCGGCGGGCCGGAUUGGCGAUUCGAGUCCAAGGCGGGGAAUUCCGAUGUCGGGCAUGGGAGCCAUGGGAAGGGGGAGGGAGAGUCAUCCGAGGGGGCACCGAAGCAGGGGCAGCACAAGCGGGGGCAGUCAUGGGCAGGGUGGGAAAAUAAAGCGGGCGCCAGGGGGGCGGGCGGGAAGAAGCUGGGCAGGAGCAGGAUCAGGUCGAUGGACUCCGGCUUGGGGAUGGAGUCCCUGCCUUUCGGGGGGGACUUGCCGACGCCUCGCGGACCGGCGCCGGACCAGUGCAAGCUGCCCGCCACGCCCGAGGAGGCUCCGGAGGAAGAGAUGGAGGAGGCGCCCGAAGCGGCUGGGGAGGGUGCCUGCGACUAUGGCGACGAGGAGACCACAAAAUCGAGUGGCACGGUGCUGUCGCCGAUCGUGGAGAACGAUAUCGAGGCGGUGAGCGAAGACGUCGAGGAGGUCAGAGACGUGGAAAUGAUGUCCAGCGACCUGCCGGACAGCCCCGUUUCUCUGACCGACUCGGAGCCCAGCGUGGGCACUGACGAGGACAUGGGAGUCCCCUCCGAUGAGGGCUCAGAGACGCGGGAGGGGGAGCAUGGCGAGGAGCAGGGGACCCCUGCUGGGGAGGGGGGCGUUGUUUGGCUGUCGAAUGGUGCAUUCCACCGGAACGUCACGGACUCGCCCACGCCAUCAUCAGAGUCCGAGUCUGCACCGGAGGCCACUGUCAGCGCCCACCACCCCCAGGUCCGGAUGCGCACCACGCAUGUGGCAUUAGUGGAGAGGGCCAACCGCGCUGCACGCUUGUCGAAGGAGCUGUUCCAGGCCAAGUUUGCGCUGCACGAUAGCCAGUCGCAGCUGCAGUUUUUAACCGAGAAGAUGAUGAUGUACAAGAACACGUUCCAGGACCAAGUGAGGCGCCAUGAGGAGGAGACGUGCAAGCUGAGGUCCAUGCUGAACGAGGCGACAACCUCAAAGUUCAUCAUGUUCUGCAAGCUGUCCGAGUGCCAGGAGAAGGUGCAGCAGCUGGAGGAACACCUGGUGCUGUCACGAGCCAUGGGCACGAGGGCAGGUCUAGGUGCCAUCGACGAAAACGUGGACCAGAAUGGCAGGGAGGUGCUUGCAAGGCUUCCCGAGAAGGAGCAGGAGAAGGUGGAUACCUCGCCUCGCUGGGUCCGAGGGUCCAGCAUGUCAACUAUUGAAUGCGGCGCUUGCAAGGUUGAACAGAGUGCUGUUGGGAGUGGCCUGCAACAGCGAUUGACAGAGACGAUGCGGCGGCUGCUUGAGGCUGAGAACCGCGGCGACCUAUUGCAGCAGCGCUUGAAGGAAAUGGAGACGCAGCUGAAGAGGAAGGGCAGUGAGGACAGCAGGUCCGUACAGUCCACAGACCGCUCGUCGGGGUCUGUGACUUCCAAGCGAAGCAACCAGAGCCACACCUGGAGUGAGCUGAAGCAGACGCGCCUGGAGCUCAAACGCACGAAGAUUCAGCUUCACAAGUGUGAAGGCGAACUGAGCGCUUCCAACAAGAUCCGUUAUCAGCAAGAGGCGGCAAUCGCAAAGCUGAAAAUGGAGCUGAAGGAAGUGAAGAGGAGGAAACCCCCGUCAUGGCGAUGA